GGGGUGGGGAGACCCUCACAACUGCGGCUGGGUUCCUUCCAAGGGAUACUAGGGUCCCUUCGGAUUCGCUUUGGCAUUUGCAUUUUUUGAGCAAAAAAGGAGCUCAGAAUGAUCACAGCAGCAUGAAGGAACAACAACACAUUGCAGUCACUGUAAUAUCAAGCCGAGCAGCAUAGAGACAAAGCCAACAGCGACAGCAAAUCCACCAAAACAAUUAACGCGAUUCAAAAAAGUUAUGUUAAAAGUUUCCAGGCAGUGGUGGUGGUGCUGAAGCAUAAGAAAUAUACUUUAAAAAUAAAAAAUCACCUUUUUUUGGUGAGGGCGUGCCUUGCAACUGAAAUAUAAAACAGUACGAAAUGCAGUUAAAAUUUCCUGCACUGGAAGGGCUUGAACCCAAUGACCCUUUGGGUCCCUUUCCAAUUCUGCGAUUCUGUGAAAAAGAACCCAAAUGCAGCAGUUGGUGAUGCAGCCGUCAAAAAGUGGAAGAAUGAAGGGUGUUUGGGGAUGACGGAAUUGCUUUCCAGAUACUGUCUAAAGGCAGAGUUGGAAGAGACACCAGGCAUCUUCUAGUCCAAACCCCUGCAAUGCAGGAACCACAGCCAUCCACGACAGAUGGCCAUCCUACCGCCAAGGAAAGAGUCCACAACCUUCUGAGCAAUUCUGUUCCAAUGUCUCAGAAAGCUCUUCCCAAUGUUUAGUUGGAAUCUCCUGACUUGCAACUUGAAUGCAUUGGUUUGGGUCCUGCUCUAUCUUCCAUUUGGCAGCCCUUCGGAUAUCUUUUCUCCUCUUCCUCUCAACUCCCUCAUCCCCAACUCGCUCAACCGUCCCUCAUAAGGCUUGGUUUCCAGACCCUUGAUCAUCUCGGUCGCCCUCCUCUGCACACAUUCCAGCUCAUCGACAUCCUUCUUAAAUUGUGGACACAGCCCUACGAUUUCCCUAGAGGAGUCUUGAUUUCUCUUGUGCAUGGUGAGAAAUGGCACGAGCGUUUUGUAUCCUCUUUCCCUGAAGCAUUGGGAGAUAUUGAUGUCCAUCUUUUAUUGGGCCAGCUUCUGUUGGUGUAAGGAUUUACAGCUUAGGGAAGGCGGUGACCUUGUGUGGAGCUGGAAGGCAGGCGAUUGGAUGAGACUCCGGUAGCUUUCCAUUCUGUUGUGCCAGCUGAAUAGGUGGGUAGCUGGUAAAUGAUUGCAAGGCUGGCUUGGGAUCUAAAUUCCUUCAAUAAAAGGAACUGCAAGAUGGGACUUUGGUGGUGUAUUUCUCAUGCUGGGUUGCCCUCUUGCGGAGAGAAAAGGUGGUUACGAUUUUAGUGUGAAACCCUUUCCGACGAGGGCAAGCGUGACGAUGAUUAAUUUUAGCGUAGCGGUUUUUGUUUUAAAGUGGAGAAUGGCAGCUGAGUUGGAGAUGCACGGAAAGGGGAUCUCUCUGCAUCUGAAAGUGAGGUCUGGUGUGGAGAGUUAAUGGUCAACAUGCUUUCUUUUCUUCUUUUUGGUAUAGGAAACAGGCUGUUCAAAAAUGGCAAAAUGUAUAGUUCCAAUCCCUAACUAGCGAAGGGUGGAAGUGGGGACCAAGGGCUUCCUUUCACAGAACUGUAGAAUUGGAUGGGACCCCCAAGAGUCAUCCGGUCCAACCUCCUGCACUGCAGGAAUCACAGCUUCCCCCAAUGGCUAUUAACAAGCCAAACACCCAACUGCCUUUGGUCCAGCUGAUUUAAGCAAGGGAUUUAAGCAAGGUGAAACAGCUGCAAAUCAGAACAGAAGGCUUACUGAGGCCAGUAUCCUUUUGUCCCGCAGCUGCCGACCAGAUGAUGACGAUAAUUUAAUUCAUAUCUCAUUUCAUGCCCAAAUAGGCUUCUGAGUGGUUUACAAAGUGUAGCCGCCAAUUACACAAACAUUAUACCACCCGUAAUUAAAACGCACUAUAAAACAAUCUCAGUAAAACAACCCAGCUAUUAAAAAGUGGAAACUCUGGUCGAGAGAUCAAGAAAAUCCAAGGUGCCUCUGGGUUGUCCACAAACAGGUGAUGGUGGGGGCAUACUGAUGGGCGACUGGAGCAACGUUUUGCACAUUUAAGCAAAGCAGGAGUAGGCUAUGAGCAGGAAAGGGGGUGGUUGCCUUCAGAAACUGAAGGAGAAACGAGGAGUUCGGAAAGGGUGCUUGCAUGUAUGUGGGGUAUGAGAUCACUUCUGCCAACUUUGCAGGAGUUGCUAAACUUUGAAGGCCCCCAGCAAGAUUUUAUUGUGCACUCUUCCGCAAACCGUGCCAAAAUACCUUAUCAGCUCCUAUGCAAUCUUUUUUUGCAAUUGUGGCAAGUCUUUUUGCAACAUGAUUGAUGUUUUCGCUAUACUAGACUUGUUAUUUGUUUUUAAAAAUCUUAAUAUAAACAUUGAUUUUUUUAAAAAAAUAUCAAAAGUUUUCCCGCUUGAGCGCAGGAAUCUGGAGGCAGAGCAUUGGGCCCUCUUGCUGUUGUUGCUGUCCAUUCAUUUUUAUUUCAUGGAAUUUAUACAAUGCUUGAUGGGUUGUUUUAAAAAAAUAUCCUCAGAGCAGUUUACAAAAAGAUAAAACGGGAAAGUCAAGAAAAAAUUACCACUGUACCUCGAAAACAUACAAAAAGUCAAAAUACUGAAACGGGUUAAAACACACAUCAAGUUUCUAAGCACCAGGACAGGCUUGUCUAAACAAGAAUGUUUUUAACAGGUGCUGAAAAGAAUACGCUGAUAUCAAUAGGCAGGGAGUUCCAAAGUAUAGGCACUGUCACACUCAAACAUUGAGUUCUUACACAUGCAGAACAGGUGUGAUUUGGCACCUGGGGUGCCCGUUCCACUGAUGGAAGAGAUCAUGUGGGCACAUCUGGGAUGAAGCAAUCUCCCAGGUAAACCGCUCCCAGGUUGUUAAUGGCUUUGUGUACCAAGAGUAACACCUUGAAUUUGGUCUGGUAGCUAAUGAGCAGCCAGCGCAGAUCUCUGAGCCCAGAUGUUAGGCGCUGGCAAGCCUGUUCGAGCUGCCGGUAGCUCCCUGAGUCUUGUGUCAUCACAACCGCCGCAACCCACCCCUGACACUCCCUCUUCAAGCUUGAUGGCUUGAGAGGAGCUGUGUCAAGAGAGGCUCCCCCCUGAGCCUUCAAAAUCUGAAGCGGCAAUUAUGCAAGAUUCCAGGCGGCAUUCUGGAGGGGCUGCUCUCCCUUUCAAGUCUCUGGAAUGGAAUCGUAAUGGCACACAUUUUUUACGCUGGCAAUUAGAUGCUGCAUUGCAAUUCAGCGCCACGCAUCCCACACUGUUUUUCAUUUGUGGGUGUGGGAGUGUUUUUAAGGGCCAGAUCACAAGAGCCACAUAACAGAGAUUUUUUUUACAGCGCUGUUUUUAUUGAGAUUUCAAAAUGCAACGCUGGGAAGACGGGGGAUCCGUCCCGAGCUAGCUUUAAAAGAAAGAACUGUGGCAUUAAAAAAGCAAUAACGUAUGGGAUGCUUUUGGUUCCACCUCCAUUCCCAUCGCUGCGGAUCAGAGGAUUGUAGGGCACCCCAAGGGUCAUCUAGUACAACCCCCUGCAAUGCAGGAAUCUCAACUGGAUGCAAUUUACAUGACAGAUGGCCAUCCAACCUCUGCGUAACACUCUCCAAGGAAGAAGACUCCACCACCUUCCAAAGGAGUCUGCAGAAAACAGACUUGCUCCAUCUCCCAUGUGACAGCCCUUGAGACAUUUGAAGUUGACUAUUAUGGGAGGUUAUUGUUGGCACCACAGGAAUUGUCCUACGGUCUCCCACAGGGUCCCACAUUUUGUCCCCUUUGCUGGCUGACAUCUGGGAGUUGUCAUCAGGAGGUCUGGAGUGAAGUGUCAUCAAUACAUGGUUCGCACUCAGCUCCAUCUCUCUGUCCCAUCUGAAUCGGGAGAGGUGCUCGAGGUGCAAACUGCAUCUGUUGCAGCGAAACUAUAUUUAAACUGUAAUCUUCACCACCUGUAAUCUUUGCAUUCCAUUGCCAUUCAACUCCCACCUUUCGAUAUUCUCCUUUUAGAUACCUGCCACCUAAGAUUUUGCACCGAGUAUCUGACGACAUAGGCUCGAGUCCAUGGGAGCUUUAUGGCAUGAUAGAUUUGUGGUGCCACGAGAUUCUGCUUUGCUUUUUGUGUAAGAGCCCAACAUCUCCAUAAUUUUUUUGAAAAACAACCACACAUCUGUUGUGUGGCUUGUGACGUUUGGGAAAGGGCCAUGGGAGGGAGUUUUGCAGAAGUGUGUGUUGGGUUUGGUUGCUGUUCUGACAAACCCCACCCUGAUUCUGUGGCCCAAAUGCCUUUGGAGCGGAGUAGGUGAAAGAAAACUACAGGUUGUGCACUCAGCAUCUUCAAUGGAGUUAUAACUUUCACACUGUACUAUAUAAAAAAAGCAUUGGCCACUUGGCUCCCCGUCAUGUUAAUACCUGGUUAGCACUGUAGUUUUGUUUUAUUUUUAAUAUUUUGUUAGGAGCAAACCCAGAAUGGCUGGGGGCAACCCAGUCAGAUGGGCAGCAUAUAAAGGUUGUUGUUGUUGUUGUGUAUGCCACACUUCCAGACUGCUGAAUGUUGCCAAACAAAGGGAACAUGUCAGUCCCUUGUUAAAACGACUUCACUCGCUACUGAUCUGUUUCUGGGCACAAUUCAAAGUGCCCAAGCUACCUGAAAGAUCACCUCUCCCAUUAUGAACCUGCCUAGAUGCUGAGAUCCCUGGGUCUGAAAGAAACCCUUCGACUGUGAAUUGAAGCAGGAGGACAGACCCAAGAUGGCUUCACCGGCAGACAGUUGCAUCCAGUUCACCCGACACGCGAGCGACGUCCUCCUCAAUCUCAACCGCCUCAGGAGCAGGGAUAUCCUGACGGACGUGGUCAUCAUCGUCAACCGGGAACAGUUCCGAGCCCACAAAACUGUCCUGAUGGCCUGCAGCGGCCUUUUCUACAGCAUUUUCACCGAUCAGCUGAAGUGCAAUUUGAACGUCAUCAACUUGGACCCAGAGAUCAACCCCGAAGGGUUCGGCAUCCUCCUUGAGUUCAUGUACACCUCCCGUCUCAACCUGCGGGAGAGCAACAUCAUGGCUGUCAUGACCACGGCUCUCUACCUGCAGAUGGAGCACGUGGUAGAUACGUGCCGGAGGCUGGUCAACACCAGUGACACAGAGAUGAUGUCUGCUGUGAAGACUCAGCGGGAAGACUUUCUGGGCGGUCGCCUGGCCAGCCACCCGGACAUGAUGGGAUACAGGAGCAGCAGGGAAGUCUCUGAAAGCGGGCUGCCUCUCCGAAAUGGGCCCAUCUGCGACGGAAGAGCCUUCGUCCCCGGCUUGUACGGUGGUCUUUCGGGCUCCCCCAUCUCCUACACUGGAUACAGCCCCAUGCCCGUCGGCGGGUACCUCUUCUCAGACGAUGAGCUGCGGGAAGCAAGGAUGCCCCUCUCGGACAUUUCCAGGGCCAACCCUUUCCCGAGGGAGCGGGCGCUGCCGUGCGGCGCAUCCCGGACGGGCGCUGCAGAUUAUGCCCGUAGCAUCGCCGAGGUGUCUCCCGGCAUGUGCCAGGCUGCCAUCUACUCCCCGAAGAAAGCUGCUGCCGAAGAGGUCAAAAGCGAUGUGCACUACAGCGCCGCCCCUGCCCCCAAGCCCGCCGCCCCCUUGGUAGCCCGCAACAGCGCCUACUUCCCCUGUGACAAGGCAGGGAAGGAUGAGGAGAGGUCCCCCUCCGAAGACGACAUCAGCCAGCGCUUCGAGGCAAGCAAUGCCCCCAUGAACCGCAAGGUGCUGGUCAGCCCCCAGAGCCCGCAGAAGUCAGAUUGCCAGCCCAACUCGCCCACCGAGUCCAGCAGCAGCAAGAACGCCUGCAUCGGGCAAGGUCCCGGCGGACCGCCAUCGGCCAAAAGCCCCACCGACCCCAAGGCUUGCAACUGGAAGAAGUACAAGUUCAUUGUGCUCAACUCCCUCAACCAGAGUGCCAAGCCGGAUGGGCCUGAGCAGGGCGAGGCGGGCACCCUCUCCCCCCGCGCCUAUGCCCCCUCCCUGACCUGCCAGCAGUCGAUGGAGCCAGAGAACCUGGAUGUUCAGUCCCCCACCAAGAUGAGUGUCAAUGGGGAGGACUCGACAAUCCCGCAGGCGAGCAGGCUGAACAACAUCGUCAACAGGUCGCUAGAUGGGUCUCCUCGGGGCAGCGAGGACCAGUCGCCUUUGUACUUGCAUUCUUCCAAGUGCAGCUCCUGCGGUUCGCAAUCCCCCCAGCAUUCUGAGAUGUGCCUUCAUACCCCCGGCUCACACUUUGGAGAAGAGAUGGGAGAAACGCAAUCGGAAUACUCCGACUCCAGCUGUGAGAACGGAACCUUUUUCUGCAACGAGUGCCACUGCCGCUUUUCGGAAGAGGCGUCCCUGAAGAGACACUCCCUCCAAAUGCACAGCGACAAGCCCUACAAGUGUGACCGUUGCCAGGCCUCCUUCCGCUACAAAGGGAACCUUGCCAGCCAUAAAACUGUGCACACAGGCUCCGUUCUGUUUGUCGAGACAGGCGAGAAGCCGUAUCGCUGCAGCAUCUGUGGGGCCCAGUUCAACCGGCCAGCCAACCUGAAGACCCACACGCGGAUCCACUCGGGAGAGAAGCCCUACAAGUGUGAGACCUGUGGGGCGAGGUUCGUCCAGGUAGCACACCUGAGAGCUCAUGUGCUGAUCCACACCGGGGAGAAGCCCUACCCGUGCGAAAUCUGUGGGACCCGCUUCCGGCACCUGCAGACGCUCAAGAGUCACCUGCGAAUCCACACUGGGGAAAAGCCCUACCAUUGUGAAAAGUGCAGCCUGCACUUCCGCCACAAAAGCCAACUGCGCCUCCACUUGCGCCAGAAGCAUGGCGCCAUUACCAACACCAAGGUGCAGUACCGCGUCUCGACAGUGGAAGGCGCCGCCGAGCUCCCGAAGGCUUGCUGAAGGAAGGACCUGUUUCUCGGCAAAAGAGGAGGAACGGCAGUGGGGGCAGGCGCGAUGUCCAAAGGAAACUUGUAACACUUUAGGGGGGGGCGCGGGGGACAAAAACUUUAUUAUUCUUUCUUGUCACACAAUGGAGUGCCUCUCGAAGCCCGGAGGGCAGUUGCAAAGGAGAAAGAGAGAAAUAGUAUCAUGAAACGGGUUUUACAUUUCUUUCUUUUUUUCCCUGCUUCCCAAUUAUGUGAAUUUUUAAAAAGUAUAUAUAUCUAUAUAUCUAUAUAUCGCUCUCUCUAUAUAUCUAUAUAUAUAUAGUCAGAUCGACAUUUUGUGUGUGUGUGUGUGUGUGUGUGUGUGUGUGUUUAUGUGCAAGAGAGUUUGGGUUGGGGGGGGGGAACCCCUGUCUUUUAAAAGUCUGUGCGGCAAAAGGCCCGACCCUUUCGCAGCCAGGAGAUGAGGAAUGUAGAUCGUUUCAUGGGAACAAGUUGUGUUUCUUUUUUCUUUUCGUUUUCUUUUUUCUUUUGCAAAUUGUGCGUUUUUUAACGAAAGAGCGGGGCGGGGGGGGGGGGGAAGAGAUUGUAUAUGCUAUCAGAAUGGAGAGGGCUUUAACUUUUUAACCAAAGGUGAUGGAAUCUAUGGCAGAGUUGUAAAUAUAUGAAAAUAUAUAUAUAUAUAAAAUAUAUACAAAAUAUAAACCUUUAAAAAAGAGAUAUUGAAUGCAUAUAUAUAUAUAUAUAUAUAUAUAUAUAUAUAUAUAUAUAUAUGUGUGUGCAUUAAAGUCUCCUGCUAAGCCUCUGCAGGCAGAUGGCUGAUCUGGGAGUCUUUAUUGUGACAAAGCACUUAACAAGAUAUUUUAAAAGUAUUGCAUCUGUAUUAGUGAGAAAAUAUUUUGUCUAAGAGCAUUGAGUGUGUAUUUGUAUUUUUUGCAAGUGAAGGUUUACAAUUUACAAAAAAAGUGUGUAUUAAACCAACAAAGCUGCAGAAGGAAUUUAAAAUAAUUUAAAAAACGUAAUUUUGUGUUCUGUUUUACUUCUUCUUUCUUUCUUUCCUUUCCCCCAGUCUGUAUAUAUGUACAAUGUUCGUUUGGGGUUUUAUUUUUAUUUCUCUCUUGUUUUGCGUUUUCUCACAGUGCCUUUUUUUUCGACUAAAUUAGAGCCCAGUUUUGAGGUACGGUGUCGCUAUAAAGGGGGUCGUUGCAGGCUCUUGAUGGAGAAUGUCAGGUGUUGUUGUUUUUUUAAGAUAAUAAUAAUAAUAAUAAUAAUAAUUUGGUCUCAUUUUAUACACUUGUGUUACAAUCAGUCAAUCUCGGGUGACAGGGUUUGGGGGUGUGUCAAACUGCAUUAAUGCGUUCUGUAAAAUAUAGCUGUACAAAUUCAAAAAUAAAACGGCGGAGAGCAACCAUGA
This is a messenger RNA of Zootoca vivipara (common lizard), 8307 nucleotides long. The record is from RefSeq and is a predicted model, not a curated record. NCBI's taxonomy places the organism in Eukaryota, Metazoa, Chordata, Lepidosauria, Squamata, Lacertidae.